Messenger RNA from Rotaria sordida, 2816 nucleotides. The record is from the annotation of a GenBank genome assembly. Lineage: Eukaryota; Metazoa; Rotifera; Eurotatoria; Philodinida; Philodinidae.
AUGCACAAAAAUACAACCAAAGGAAUUCCUGAUAUUCCACCCGAUGCCCGAUGGGCACAGAAUGGAGUACCUGUUGCUGGAGGCUAUGGACUAGGCAGUGCCAGCAAUCAACUCAACGGGCCUCUUGGUCUCUUCGUUGAUGAUGAUCAAACGAUAGUCAUUGCUGACUACGACAAUCAUCGUAUCAUCCAAUGGAAGAUGGGUGAUACGAAUGGACAAGUUGUAGCUGGUGGCAAGGGCCGAGGAAAUCGAUUGGAUCAAUUGAAUAGUCCAACCGAUGUGUUGAUCGACAAAGAGACGAAUAGUCUCAUUAUUUGUGACCGAGAGAAUCGACGAGUCGUACGAUGGUCUCGUCGUAGUGGCACAGCUCAAGGAGAAAUCCUUAUCGACAACAUCUUGUGUUCUGGAUUGGCCAUGGAUGAUCAGAGAUAUCUCUACAUCUCUGACACCGACAAAGAUGAAGUAAGACGAUAUCAAAUAGGAGACAAGAAUGGAGCUCUUGUAGCUGGUGGCAAUGGCGAAGAUACUGGUCUCAAUCAACUCAACUGGCCGACCUACAUCUUUGUCGAUCAACAACAGACUGUCUACGUGUCAGACAGGGACAAUCAUCGUGUAAUGAAAUGGAAUAAAGGUGCAAAAGAAGGAAUUGUCGUCGCUGGAGGUCAAGGCUAUGGGAAUGCUCUGACACAAUUGAAUCAUCCUAAAGGACUGUUCGUCGAUACAUUGGGUACCAUCUAUGUGAUGGACUCGUGGAAUCAUCGAGUGAUGCGUUGGCCUAAAGGAGCGAAACAGGGCACUGUCAUUGUGGGUGGAAAUGGUCAAGGAGCAGGAGCAAAUCAGUUCAACGGUCCAGUCGGUUUGUCCUUCGAUCAACAUGGCAAUCUCUAUGUCGUCGAUUAUGGGAACCAUCGUGUUCAACGUUUUUCAAUCGAAUAGACUCGUUGUGAUAGAUUUUUGUUUGCGUUCCUUUCGUUUCAAAUAAAUCACAUUGAAUUGAUGAAAUGAAUGACUUAUUCUAUUCUAUUCGCGCGCGCGCGACCAGGAACCAUCCUGGUGGAGCCGUGGCGAGCGUAACGCUCAUGCACGCACAGGACAGACUCAUAUCAUUCAUACCCUCCCCGCGAGAGAUAUGUCAAUGAGUCUGAAUAAGCCUGAUCGUGUGCCACGGACACCAAGAUAGUUCCUGGCCAGUGUUUAACGUCUAACCUGGGAAGACGAUCUAACUAACACCCAUAACUCUAUCUCACUUAUCUUAGAGUAGUCCUAUCCUCACUCCCACUCAUACCUUAUCUAUCUCACUAACUAUAAAGAAAUUUUUUAAAUAUAAUUUGUAUGACUCUAAUAAAAACAUGAGCAACCAUUUUUUUUUGUCCUAUUUAUCAGCAAAUGGGUAUUGAGAGAACUUCUCCAACUGAUAUCCUCUGUUCGAGAUCAUAAGUAGGACUCAUAGUCAUGAUGAAAACAUUAAACAUGUUUGUGCUCUUAAGCCUUUCAUGAUUGUUCUAGUAAAUUUUCAGCAUAUUGCAGGAUAUUCACAAAAAGAACUGCAAUAACGAGUCUCCAUUUGAAACUUUCUUCAAUAACAAAUCUCACAACAAUUAUUACAUACUAAAAGUUUUAGUUCAAACGAAUAGAUCCAAGUCGAUCAAUCAGACAGUGAGAUCAAUCACAGAUUAUUGCGCGUUCAUACAAGAUCGUACAAUUUGAUUUCACUAUAUUGUUUGAAUCCUUUACAGUAUCCCAUACAGGUUAGAGUUCUCUUCUUUAUAAAUUACCAUACCAUGCAUACGCAUACAUAGCCAACAUUUAAAUUUCUGGUAGCAUAACUAGAUACAGAUUUAUUUAUAUACCUUUACUCAGAAUUGGAACUGGUCUUUAUCAGUUCUCUUUUUUUUCGCAGAUGUGAACGAGAAGGAAAAGAACAGCGUAUGCAUUUAUAUGAUCAUAUUCUUAAUAUCGAAUAAAACUUAGUUGUUACUUGAAAAAGUAACUGCCUAAUGCAAAAUAGUUUGUGUUAACAACAGAAGAAUUACUUGAAUUUUGUAUUAUAAAAUUAACUUUAUAAAAAAAAAAGAACUAUUCUUUUGCUUUAUUCGUAUCUGAGCAUUUCAGAUAGUCACUCCGGAAUAUUGUGUAGUGAACAUGAGGACACAGUAAAUAAAUUAUAUUUUGUAUUUUCAUAUCAUUUUGAAAUUAUUCAUAGAAGAUCAAUGAAGAAAUGUAUUCCUAUAUGAAACAUACUCUAUUGGUAUUUAAUGUUGAGAAGAAACUAAAAAUAAACAGAGCGAAAAAGAAAAUAUUAGUUUUUUUACGAUUGCAUUUUAAUGUUGAUUAUUUCAAAUAAUGAAGAUAGAUAUUUUUUAUUUGUACUUCAUAAUUUACAUUCUUGUUAAGAUGUAAAUAGCCAGUAUUGGCAUAAUCUGUAGCUAGAAGAUAAUAAAACUUCUCUAUCAUUGAGUCUCUGUUUGUUUGCUUGAUAUCACAAACAGAUUGACAAAAAAAAGGUUUUAUCAAGUCUAAAAUGCUAAUAUUAUAUACUGAGGGUGUGGGUGUGCAAGCAUAUAAUACCUACACCCACACCCACAAAAACAGUGAAUUCUAAAACAGUUUCUUCUUAUGCAAUAUCGGAGACAAAAACGUUCCAAUCUCUCUUCUUUAGACCGAUGAAAACUGCAGCUCGUUAGCUGUUCCUGUUCUCAAGUUAUUCAAAAACAAAAAUACUCAGGGCUCUUUUGUUUUAAAUGGAUAUUAGUUAUAGUUAGAGAGCUGAAACUUCCAGAAAUAAAAGAUCUUAAUUAGAUACAUAUGUGAUAAAC